Messenger RNA from Moneuplotes crassus, 1234 nucleotides. The record is from the annotation of a GenBank genome assembly. NCBI's taxonomy places the organism in Eukaryota, Ciliophora, Spirotrichea, Euplotida, Euplotidae.
GUGUUGCUGAAGGCUGAAAUUGACUGAGAGAAGACUUUAAGAAGAAGCAAAGUUAUCCGAAGGAAAUAAGGGGUAGCUUGAAGAUGAAGGGUAUCAUAUCAAAUUAUAUAUCAGACAGUUUUGGAAAAUGUUAGAUUGCUUUCACAAAUAUUAGACUGCCAAAUAUAAACGUAAAAUGCAGGGCUUAUCAAUGUAUUAUAAGACUUUGAUAAAUAAAAUAUGGAAGGAUGAGCAUCCAAGUUUAAUACUGAAAUUCUGAGAACUCGUUUUCCUCCUUCAUAACCUCUUUGAACUUAAUGAAGUUUUGGAAGGUCUCUACGAAAUCUGAACACAGGCUCCUUAGGUGAUUUUUAAUUUAAGGAAAUAUUAAUAGGUAAUUGCAGUGAAGGAAGAGCCUUAAGACAAUUUCCACUAAUAUUUCCUUAAAAUAAAACCCAAGGGGUCUGUGCUCAAGCCUCCUACAGGCUUUGCAAGACUUCAUUAAUGCCAAAGAUUCUAUGAAGGAGGAAGACGAGUCCUUAGAAUUUUAGUAUAGAAUCCUGUAUGCUCAUCUUCCAUAUUAUAUUUAUCUAAAGUCUUAAAAUCCAUUGAUGAAGCCUUCAUUUUUUAAUUGGGCAUUCUAAUAUUUUCUGAAUAACCCAAUAUCCUUCUAAACAGUCAGAUAUUUUAGAAAACUGCCUGAGAUCUAAGCUGGCUUGGCGUAAUAUAUAAAUAUGUUACAAAUUAAGCUGAUUUGGGCCAAUCAGAUAAUCUGCUGUGGAAACACUCAAUGUAUAGAUGACUAACCCCUAGUUUAAAGAAAGCAGAUGAUGCAAUAAUUUCUCACUUAGGUUUGGGGAAAUGUCUUCCUAUGCUGAUCACAGUUUGUUAAAAGUUACUAAUUGGGUGAAGCAGAUUAAGCAAUUGGAAGUACCUUCCUCAACUUAAAACCGGGCUCCUCAUAGCUAUAGUUCUAGCAAUAGGGUUCUAUGGGUUUGCAGUGAUCCCAGGAGUUUGGUAUUCUGCCGUUCCAAGAAUUCCUACUUAUACAUUACUAGAGUAUUAUUUUUGAAGUUGAAAUAUGCUAGAAUUACAGAGAGCAGGAUCUAAAGAUAUCUUUGCCCAAAAUCUUAGAUAUUUAUUGCAUGAGGUUGUAAUCACGGAAUCAAUACUACAGGGGUGCUACUCAGAUAGCUAGAUUCAUGCAGGAGUGACAUGAAGGUUCAAAUUUAAAGCAAUUCAGUCCUCCUUUAGU